Molecule: messenger RNA, 842 nt
Organism: Gastrolobium bilobum
Lineage: Eukaryota; Viridiplantae; Streptophyta; Magnoliopsida; Fabales; Fabaceae
Exons: 1
Coding region: 16-693 (225 amino acids)
Source: RefSeq, a predicted model, not a curated record
GUUCUAAAGACAACCAUGACCAUGCAUGCCCUCUGUUUCUUAGUAUUCCUUGCAACAAUGCAAGGAACGCAAGCAGUUGAAUACACUGUCACCAACAACGCCCUCACAACUCCUGGUGGGGUGCGUUUCCGCAAUGAAAUAGGAGCAGAAUACGCGAAGCAAACACUGGACUCUGCGACCCAAUUCAUAUGGAGUGUGUUCAAGCAAAACACCCCCGCUGACAGAAAAAAUGUGCGGAAGGUGAGUUUAUUUGUAGACGACAUGGAUGGUGUUGCAUAUACUAGCAAAGAUGAGAUUCAUGUGAGUACAAGAUAUGUCAAAAGCUAUAACGGGGAUGCGAAAACAGAAAUUACGGGGGUGCUCUAUCAUGAAAUGACACAUGUUUGGCAAUGGAAUGGGAAUAACCAAGCUCCAGGUGGAUUAGUUGAAGGUAUAGCAGACUUUGUGAGAUUGAAGGCAAACUAUGCACCUAGUCAUUGGGUAAAACCCGGACAAGGACAGAGAUGGAACCAGGGUUAUGAUGUCACAGCUCGUUUUCUUGACUACUGUGACAGUCUCCAAAAUGGGUUUGUGGCACAAUUGAACAAGUUGAUGAGGAGUGGCUAUAAUGAUCAAUUCUUUGUUCUGUUACUUGGGAAGACAGUUGAUCAGCUGUGGAAUGACUACAAGGCCAAGUAUGGCAACAUAGCCUAAGAGCUUUUUUAUAUGAACAAUAAGCGAGUAUAUCGCAUUCUCUUUGUAACUAAUGGUGUAAAUAAACUACUUCAGGCUAGGUUAGGCUUUGACUUAAUUAAAUUAAGUCUAUGUAAAAUAUCUUUGGACUGACCUGGUCUUUCAGCUUG